Molecule: messenger RNA, 6490 nt
Organism: Meriones unguiculatus (Mongolian gerbil)
Lineage: Eukaryota; Metazoa; Chordata; Mammalia; Rodentia; Muridae
Gene: Notch4
Product: notch receptor 4
Exons: 30
Coding region: 123-6029 (1968 amino acids)
Biological process (GO): cell differentiation; Notch signaling pathway; heterophilic cell-cell adhesion
Cellular component (GO): protein-containing complex; plasma membrane
Molecular function (GO): protein binding; calcium ion binding; signaling receptor activity
Source: RefSeq, a predicted model, not a curated record
AACAGCUCAGACUGAGUCGCGCAGCAGGCCCAGGAGGAAGAAGGGGCGGUGGAGGCAGGGGAGGUGGCCGUGCCUGGCCACAGGGCUCUGAGGGUCCUUGCCUCAGGGACAAGUGCUCUGGAAUGCGGACCCAGUCGCUGCUGCUGGCCCUGCUGCCCCUGCUGCUCCUGCUGCCCAGCUUCUCAGUCGCCCUGACCAGAGAGCGUCUGUGCGGAGCCUCCCCAGGGCCCUGUGCCAACGGAGGCACCUGCCUGAGGCUACCUCGGGGACAAGAGAUCUGCCAGUGUGCCCCGGGAUUUCUGGGUGAGACUUGCCAGUUUCCUGACCCCUGCCGGGAUAGCCAGCUCUGCGAGAAUGGCGGCAGCUGCCACGCCCUGCUCCCCACACCCGCAAGGGCCCCUAGCGCCACUUCUCCGCCGGCCCCCCACUUCUCCUGCACCUGCGGCUCCGGCUUCACCGGCGAUCGGUGCCAAACCCACCUGGAGGAGCUCUGUCCACCCGCUCUCUGUUCCAACCGGGGCCGCUGCCACGUCCAGCCCUCAGGCCGCCCACGGUGUUCCUGCGAGCCGGGGUGGACAGGUGAGCAAUGCCAGCUCCGCGACUUCUGCUCUGCCAACCCCUGUGCCAACGGAGGUGUGUGCCUGGCCACAUACCCCCAGAUCCAGUGCCGCUGCCCGCCGGGCUUUGAGGGCCACACCUGCGAACAUGACGUCAAUGAGUGCUUCCUGGAGCCAGGGCCCUGCCCAAAGGGCACCUCCUGCCAUAACACCCUGGGCUCCUUCCAGUGUCUCUGCCCCCUGGGGCAGGAGGCUUCGCAGUGCAAGCUCAGGAAGGGGCCCUGUCCUCCUGGAAGAUGUCUCAACGGAGGCACCUGCCAGCUGGUGCCAGGGGCAGACACCGCCUCUCACCUCUGCCUCUGUCCCCCAGGUUUCACAGGCCUAGACUGUGACGUGAAUCCGGAUGACUGCAUCGGGCACCAGUGUCGGAACGGGGCCACCUGCCUGGAUGGCCCGGGCACCUACACCUGCCUCUGCCUGGAUGCCUGGAAGGGCUGGGACUGCUCUGUAGAUGUGGACGAAUGCGAAGCCCAGGGCCCCCCUCGCUGCAGAAACGGUGGCACCUGCCAGAACUUGGCUGGCGGCUUUCACUGCGUGUGCGCGAGCGGCUGGGGGGGCUCGGGCUGUGAGGACAACUUGGAUGACUGUGCCGCCGCCACCUGCGCCCCGGGAUCCACCUGCAUUGACCGUGUGGGCUCCUUCUCCUGCCUCUGCCCGCCUGGACGCACAGGCCUCCUGUGCCACCUGGAAGACAUGUGUUUGAGCCAGCCGUGCCAUGGCAAUGCCCAGUGCAGCACCAACCCUCUCACGGGCUCUCCCCUCUGCUUAUGCCAGCCCGGCUACUCAGGACCCACCUGCCACCAGGACCUGGAUGAGUGUCAGAUGGCCCAGCAAGGCCCCAGCCUCUGCGAGCACGGCGGCUCCUGCCUCAACACCCCUGGCUCCUUCCACUGCCUCUGCCCGCCCGGCUACACAGGCUCCCGCUGUGAGGCGGAUCACAACGAGUGCCUGUCCCAGCCCUGCCACCCGGGCAGCACCUGCCUGGACCUGCUGGCCACCUUCCACUGCCUCUGCCCGCCAGGCCUGGAGGGAAGGCUCUGUGCAGUGGAGACCAACGAGUGCGCCUCCAACCCUUGCCUCAACCAAGGUGGCUGUCAGGACCAGCUCGGCGCCUUCCUGUGCCUCUGCCUCCCCGGAUUCACCGGCGCCCGCUGUGAGCACCACCUGGACGGGUGCAGCAGCGCCCCCUGCGCCAACGGGGGGCGCUGCCGAGACCAGCCCGGAGCCUUCCGCUGCGAGUGUCUCCCAGGCUUUGGAGGGCCACGCUGUGAGACGGAGGUGGAUGAGUGUCUGAGCGCCCCGUGCCCCGCGGGAGCCAGCUGCCUCGACCUCCCCGGAGCUUUCGUCUGCCGCUGCCGCCCUGGCUUCACGGGCCAGCUUUGUGAGGUCCCCUUGUGCGCCCCCAACCUGUGCCAACCUGAGCAGCAGUGCCAAGAUCGGGAAGACGGACACCACUGCCUCUGCCCUGACGGAAGUCCUGGCUGUGUCCCUGCCAAGGACAACUGCACCUGCCACCACGGCCAUUGCCAGAGCUCCUCCUGCGUGUGUGACGCGGGCUGGACCGGGCUGGAAUGCGGGACGGAGCUCUCGGGCUGCGUCUCCGCACCCUGCGCCCACGGGGGCACCUGCCACCCACAGCCCUCUGGCUACAACUGCACCUGCCCUGCAGGCUACGAGGGGCCGACCUGCGCUGAGGAGGUGACAGCCUGCCACUCAGAGCCCUGCCUCAAUGGCGGCUCCUGCAGCACCGGCCCGGAGGGCUACUCCUGCACCUGCCCGCCGAGUCACACAGGCUCCCGCUGCCAGACCGUCCUGGACCACUGCGAGUCUGCUUCGUGCCUCAACGGGGGCACCUGUGUGAACAAGCCAGGCACGUUUUCCUGCCUCUGUGCUGCUGGCUUCCAAGGGCCGCGCUGUGAGGAGGAGACUAAGCCCAGCUGUGCCGACAGCCCCUGCAGGAACAAGGCAACCUGCCAAGACACGCCUCAGGGUGCCCGCUGCCUCUGCAACCCUGGCUACACAGGCAGCAGCUGCCAGACUCUGCUGGACCUGUGUGCCCAGAAGCCGUGUCCGCACACCGCCCGGUGCCUCCAGAGUGGGCCCUCCUUUCAGUGCCUGUGUCUGCAGGGAUGGACAGGGCCUCUCUGUGGCCUCCCACUGUCCUGCCAGAAGGCCGCCAUGAGCCAAGGCAUAGAGGUCUCUGGCCUGUGCAAGAAUGGAGGCCUCUGCAUUGAAAGUGGCUCCUCCCACAUCUGCCGCUGCCCUCCUGGAUUUCGAGGCAGGUUUUGCCAGGAUAGCGUGAACCCCUGUGAGUCCAAGCCUUGCCAGCACGGGGCCACCUGCGUGGUCCAGCCCAACAGCUAUCUCUGCCAGUGUGCCCCAGGCUAUGAAGGACAGAACUGCUCCCACGUACAGGACGCCUGUCAGUCCCAGCCCUGCCACAACCAGGGAACCUGCACGCCCAGGCCCGGCGGUUUCCACUGUGCCUGCCCCUCGGGCUUUGUGGGGCUGCGCUGUGAGGGUGACGUGGAUGAGUGUCUGGACCGGCCCUGCCACCCCACGGGCACCGCAGCCUGCCACUCUCUAGCCAACGCCUUCCAUUGCGAGUGUCUGCCUGGGCACACAGGCCAGCGGUGUGAGGUGGAGACAGACCCCUGCCAGAGCCAGCCCUGCUCCAAUGGAGGGUCCUGUGAGGUCACGACAGGACCACCGCCCGGCUUCACCUGCCAGUGCCGCCAGGGUUUUGAAGGCCCCACCUGCGGCCACAGAGCCCCUUCCUGCGGCACCCAUUACUGCCACCAUGGAGGCCUAUGUCUGCCCUCCCCCAAGCCGGGCUCCCCGCCCCUCUGUGCCUGCCUCAGUGGCUUUGGGGGCCCUGACUGUCUGACACCUCCAGCUCUGCAAGGUUGUGGGCCCCCCUCGCCCUGCCUGCACAACGGCAGCUGCUCUGAGACCACCGGGUUUGGCAGGCCCGGCUUUCAGUGCUCCUGCCCUCCUGACUCCCCAGGGCCCCGGUGUCAAAGGCCAGGGGCAAACGGGUGUGAGGGCCGAGGUGGUGAUGGGGCGUGUGAUGCCGGCUGCAGUGGCCCAGGAGGGGACUGGGAUGGAGGGGACUGCUCCCUGGGGGUCCCGGACCCCUGGAAGGGCUGUCCCCCCCAUUCCCAGUGCUGGCUUCUCUUCCGGGAUGGGCGGUGCCACCCACAGUGUGACUCGGAGGAGUGCCUGUUUGACGGCUUUGACUGUGAAAUCCCUCCCACCUGCACCCCGGCCUAUGACCAGUACUGCCAAGACCACUUCCACAAUGGACACUGUGAAAAAGGAUGCAAUAGCCCUGAGUGUGGCUGGGAUGGGGGUGACUGCAGGCCGGAAGUUGAAGACCCAGAGUGGGGGCCCUCCUUGGCCCUGCUGGUGGUGCUGAGACCCCCAGCCUUGGAUCAACAGCUGCUUUCCCUGGCCAGAGUACUGUCCCUGACUCUGAGGGUCGGGCUCUGGGUGAGGAAGGACAGUGAGGGCAGGGACAUGGUGUUCCCCUACCCUGGGGCCCGGGCCAAAGAGGAGCUGAGAGGAUCUCGGGGUCCCUCUCCGUGGGAAAGACAAGCCCCACCUCACACCCAGCCCCUGGGCAAGGAGACAGAGUCCCUCGGUGCUGGGUUUGUGGUGGUGAUGGGAGUAGAUUUGUCCGGCUGUGGCCCGGACCAUUCUGCAUCCCGCUGUCCCUGGGACUCCGGGCUCCUGCUGCGAUUCCUUGCGGCAAUGGCCGCAGUGGGAGCCCUGGAGUCCCUGCUGCCUGGACCCUUGCUGGCUGCUCACCCUCAAGCAGAGACCAGGCCCCCUGCCAACCCGCUUCCCUGGCCUCUUGUGUGUUCGCCAGUGGUUGGGGUGCUUCUCCUGGCCCUUGGGGCUCUUCUUGUCCUCCAGCUCAUCCGGCGGCGGCGGCGAGAGCACGGGGCCCUGUGGCUGCCCCCCGGCUUCAUUCGGAGGCCUGGGACCCAGCAGGCACCCCACCGGAGGAGGCCCCCCCUGGGCGAGGACAGCAUGGGUCUCCAGGUGCUGAAGCCAGAGGCAGGAGUGGAUGAGGACGGAGCGGCCAUGUGCUCGGGCCCUGAGGAGGGCGAGGAGGCUGAAGCACCGGCCUCGGCCUCCACGUGCCAGCUCUGGCCACGGAACAGCGGCUGUGGAGAGCUCCCCCAGGUAGCCAUGCUGACACCUCCUCAGGAGUGUGAGAUGGAGGCUCCAGAUGUGGACACCUGUGGACCUGAUGGGGUGACCCCCCUGAUGUCAGCAGUCUUUUGUGGAGGAGUGCAGCCCACGACUGUGCAGGGACCGUGGCUGGGAAAUCCUGAACCCUGGGACCCGCUGCUGGAUACAGGCGCCUGCCCCCAGGCUCGCACUGUGGGCACUGGAGAGACGCCCCUGCACCUGGCUGCCAGAUUUUCUCGGCCAACUGCUGCCCGCCGCCUCCUGGAGGCUGGAGCCAAUCCCAACCAGCCGGACCGGGCAGGGCGCACCCCGCUUCACACUGCCGUGGCCGCUGACGCUCGGGAGGUCUGCCAGCUCCUAUUGGCCAACAGACGGACUGCGGUGGACGCGCGCACAGACGACGGGACCACAGCCUUGAUGCUGGCUGCCAGGCUGGCAGUGGAGGACCUGGUUGAAGAACUGACCGCAGCCCGAGCAGAUGUGGGAGCCAGAGAUAAAAGGGGAAAAACCGCACUGCACUGGGCCGCUGCCGUGAACAACGCCCGAGCCGCCCGCUGCCUCCUCCAGGCUGGAGCUGACAAGGAUGCCCAGGACAGCAGGGAGCAGACGCCGCUGUUCCUGGCGGCGCGCGAAGGCGCCGUGGAGGUGGCGCAGCUGCUGCUGGAGCGCGGCGCGGCCCGCGGGCUGCGGGACCAGGCCGGGCUGGCGCCUGGAGAUGUGGCCCGCCAGCGCAGUCACUGGGACCUGCUGACGCUGCUGGAAGGGGCGGGGCCGCCCGUGCAGGAGGCCCGUGCGCGCGUGCGCACCGCGUCGGGGGGCGGGGCCGCGCCGCGCUGCCGGACGCUGUCGGCGGGGGCGCGCCCGCGCGGGGGCGGGGCCCGUCUGCAGGCUCGCACUUGGUCGGUGGACUUGGGCGCGCGUGGGGGCGCCGCGUACGCGCGCUGCCGGAGCCGAUCGGGAGGCUCCGGAGGCCCUCCUUUGCGGGGCCGCCGGCCUUCCGCGGGCUACCGAGGACGACGCGGGGCCGGGGCUUCCCAGGAUGACUGGCCUCGCGACUGGGUGGCCCUGGAAGCCUGCGGCUCCGCCCGGAGUGCGCCGGUUCCGCCUCCCAGCCUGACCCCGUCCCCAGAACGCGGAUCCCCUCAAGUUGCUUGGGGUCUUCCAGUGCACCAAGAGGCGCCCUUAAACGCGGGCGGAAGGGACCGAAACUAGGCAGCUCCAUGGAGUGACUAGUCUGGUAGUCCCCGGGCGUUUAAGGCCAAAGCAAGCGCUAUGACCACCUGUCUUCCGCACAGUGUGUCCAGCACUGGGAAGAGGGCUCAGGACGCCCUGAUGAGACUUGCCGUGCCUCUCCUGGAAAACAGGGCGGCUACAAGAGGACAGAAUGGAUUUUGAGAAUCCCUAAACUGGAACCAAGAACUGUGGGCAAAUUGGGUGUAAAGUGUUUCUGUGUACGGCCUCCCAAAGGGAGCCUCUGUCCACUGCCCACAGGUAGCUAGCAAAUAUUUAUUCAGCACCUACUAUGUGCCGGGGCGUUGCAACGGUCCCUCCUCCUGAUGACUUGCCCUCCCUCUGCUUCCCCACAAGGAAACCGGUGCAAGGCCUCGCUCUGUAGCCACCACCAUCUCUGAGAACCCCAAACUCAUGAAUAAUAAAGCUGAUUUGAAGUGUUA